AACUAGAAGUGGAGUCAACAAAUAUAUCUUGCGCUUUUUCGAACGUUAAUCAAAAGGAGGAAAGCAAUAUGGAACAACACCGCGUCAACUUUUUGGAUUUUGAGACAAAGAAAGAAAAGUAUUAG
Cetraspora pellucida is the source of this 125-nucleotide messenger RNA. The record is from the annotation of a GenBank genome assembly. Lineage: Eukaryota; Fungi; Glomeromycota; Glomeromycetes; Diversisporales; Gigasporaceae.